AUGAGAGUCACCAUGAAAUCUUCUUCAUUAAUCAAACCGGCCGAACCAACUUGGACCGGUAGGCUUCCACUAUCCGAACUAGACCAGACUGGCAUGAACACACAUGUUCUUACCAUCUAUUUCUACACAAAACCUUCUCAGGACUGGGACACUGUCCUACAAACCCUAAAAGCUUCCCUCACCACCACACUUGUUCAUUUUUACCCUCUAGCCAGCCGGCUUUCUUCCAUUGCCGGUGGUCGCCUGGAGCUGGACUGUAAUGCAGCCGGUGUUCAGUUCAUCGAAGCUUAUUCCGACGUAAAACUGGCUGACUUAGAUGAUUUUGUGCAAUCUCCAAUAUUCCACCACCUUAUUCCUUCCGUAGAUUAUCGGCAUACACCCCUUGAAGAAAUCCCAUUAUUGCUUUUGCAAGCUACAAAAUUUGUGUGUGGAGGUUGGUCUUUAGGGUUUUGUAUAUCACAUGUUGUUGUUGAUGGGCAAAGUGCACUUCAUUUUCUGUCUGAAUGGGCUAGACUUUGUCGUGGUGAGCCGCUGGAUUCACCACCUCAUCUCGAUAGAAAAUGUUUGCACGCUGGUGAGCCUCCAACCAGAUAUUCAAGCAUCGAACAACAUGUACAGUUUCGUCCUCCACCGAUCCUUUUAGGUCAAUCAAGUAAUGUAAAUGAACGUACGAAGGAAACCACUGUAGCAAUGCUAAAACUAACUGAAACGCUUGUCGAAAAACUACGAAAUAAAGCUAACAAAAGCCUGAAAACUGAAACGGAGCGUGGGUUUACACGGUACGAGGUUGUAACUGCACAUGCAUGGCGAACAGCAUGCAAGGCUCGUAAUCUACAACCUGACCAGCCAACUGCAGUAGGCAUAUGUAUUGAUGUUCGAACCAGAAUGAACCCGCCGUUGCCGGAAAAGUACUUUGGAAACGCCAUUAUAGACGUGAUUGCCACUGGGACUUCCGUGAUUGAUUUCUUGAAAAAUCAAGAAGAUUUAUCAAAGUUCCAAGAUUUGCAACGAUCCGAGGACGGUGAAGGGCCGUUUUACGGGAAUCCGAAUCUGGGAGUUGUAAGCUGGUUAACACUGCCGAUGUAUGGUGUUGAUUUCGGUUGGGGGAAGGAAUUAUUUACAGGUCCAGGAACCGAUGAUGCUGAUGAUGGUGACUUUUUAAUUCUACGAGGGGAAGAGGGAGGUGGAUCUAUGGUUGUAGCAUUGUGUUUGCAAGUGAGACACAUGGAUGAUUUCAAAAGGGUGUUCUAUCAAAGCAUUGAAGAUUGA
Molecule: messenger RNA, 1269 nt
Organism: Lactuca saligna
Lineage: Eukaryota; Viridiplantae; Streptophyta; Magnoliopsida; Asterales; Asteraceae
Source: the annotation of a GenBank genome assembly